Messenger RNA from Haliotis rubra (blacklip abalone), 556 nucleotides. RefSeq lists its product as uncharacterized. The transcript has 4 exons. Bases 53 to 370 code for a protein of 105 amino acids. The record is from RefSeq and is a predicted model, not a curated record. NCBI's taxonomy places the organism in Eukaryota, Metazoa, Mollusca, Gastropoda, Lepetellida, Haliotidae.
AUCGCUUGCUGCACACGACCCGCACACUCCUGUCAACACACACGCGACAAAGAUGAAGUCCUUGUGUUUGAUCACCAUUUCAGUGUUGGUGCUACACGUGGUUGCUGAGGACAUGCCGUGUAGGCUGGGUCGUCACUGUCCCCGGGAUAUGUGCUGCAAGGGGAACACCGGCCGGUCCCAGGGGUCCUGCACUCCCCUGAAGACUGAAGGAGAAGAAUGCCGGAUGUAUUCCGGGUUGCCGUCCUGGGGUCAGUAUCCUGUGAUGGUGCGAGAGUGCCGCUGUCAUGAUGAUUUCUACUGUGCUGCGGACCACCCCGGGCCUCAACUGGGAGGUAGAGGUACUUGCAGGCCCUGGGGUGGUCUUCCAUAGAGUCCGGGACAUCAUCUCAGCCAUUAUCUGCAAGAAUAUAUAUCCCCGUUGAAAAAAAUCAGUGCAUUUCUUAAUGGACAAUUACGCCAAUCUGUUCCUAAUUCUAAGAUGCCUAGCGGUUAGAACAAUCGAAAAAAAAUACAUUAUCAGACAAUAAAGGUAUAGUUUUUUGAUGACGUAACAAUU